GCGAAGGCGGAGCUAGUGAGAAAACAGUGGGGGAAAAAUACAUAACGCUCACUGAGCUGGUCUUCUUUCUCGACCUGCAGACGUCAUUGUUAACUGAUACACUUAAAAUUAGCUAAACCGGAAUCAAGUGUUCCUGUCGUAUCGAUAAAUCGAGCAUGGAAAUGGGCAUCUUCUCCGUCUUCAUCAAAAUACUGCUCCUUGUUGCCAGUGUCCAUGGCCAGACACCAAACACCGACAUCCAAGAACUGGCAGGCCGGACUGCGGAAUUUGCCACAGCAUUGUACCGCAAAAUUGCCAGCAGCAGUGAUGACAAUGUUGCCAUCUGCCCCCUAGCAGCCACUCUAGGACUGGCGUCCUUGGCUGCUGGUGCUGGGGGGGAUACAAGCAGGGAGCUGCUGCAAGGCCUAGGCCUGGCCCCUAUGGAGAAAGACAGCGAGCCAGACAAAAUCCCACUGCUGCUCCAGCAGCUCAGAGAAAUGACAUCCCAGACUGUGGCUACAGGCCUCUUCACCAGCCAGCAGGUCCAGGCUGAAUCCAGCUUCAGCAGUCAGGUCAAGAAGUUCUAUGACACUGAUGUACAAAGUGUGGACUUUGCUAAUGCUCAGGCUGCCAAAGUGAACAUCAACAACUUUGUUACGAGUGCAACAGCGAACAAGGUCAGGGAGGUGGUUGACAUUGUGGAUCCUCAAAGCCAACUGAUGCUGAUCAGUGCUGCAUACUUUACAGGAAAAUGGCAACUCCUCUUCAAUGCCAACUUCACCCAGCAAGAGCGUUUCUUUGUUAAUAAGUACCACAUUGUCCAGGUGCCCAUGAUGUUCCGUUCAGAUAAAUACUACCUGGCCUACGAUCCGACUCUAAAGGUGGGCAUUCUGAAGCUGCCAUGCAUGGAUGGCAAUGCCAUGCUUGUCCUUCUGCCAGAUGAAGAUGUGGAUUACACCUUCAUUGAUGAAGCCCUGACAAAUGAAGUGUUCCUCAGAUGGGUCUUGAAGCUAAAGAAGACGAAGUUGGAGGUCCAGUUGCCCAAGUUUUUCCUAGAGCAGACCACUGCACUGAAGCAAAGCCUUCCCAGUCUGGGCAUUACCAAAAUCUUUGAGAGCGGCGCAGACCUGUCUGGCAUCAGCAGCUCCCCAGGCCUGAAGCUCUCCGAGGUGCUCCAUAAGGUCUCGGUGGAAAUAGAUGAAAAAGGGGGAUCAGCUGUCCCAGUUUCAGACAGUCCCUUCAUGGACACUCUUCCUCCAAGGCUCACCUUCAACAGGCCCUUCCUCUUCCUCAUCUACCAUGAAGCCACCAAAACCUUGCUACACAUGGGCCGUGUGGUUGACCCCACUAAGAAAUAGUCACAUGUGAGAAACUACUAACCACAUGUUUAUGUCCUAAUGUUCAUCAAAGACACAUCUUGAGUUUGCAGUCUGAGACACAAUUGACAUACCCUUACCAUCUUCUGUACCUAACUUAAUACAUACUAUACAAAAGCUUAGGUCCGUAUGUUCUACUUUUAACUGCAAUAUAAAUAUUAUAAUGUUUAAAUACUGUAUGAGGUUAACUGCACAUGUUGAUAAAUGGCACUGGUUUGCUUUAUGUCUUUUUGUUUACUCAGCCAGCCUACCUUUAUGCAUAACCCUCGUUUGCUUGUGUUUAUGCUAAUCUUAACCUUGUACAGGCAUUUCAACACUCUACGCUUGUACAGACAGUCCUCAAAAAGUGUUAUGUUCAACAUGGUCUUUAUUGAUUAGGUUCUGAAGGAUUGGCGUGAAUCACUCAGGUGCUGUGAUGCACCAGGCACAAUGUCACUGGAUGGAGAGUCCCAGAACUCUUAAAGGUGGCGCUCAGUCAUAAAAAUACAUACUGCGUCUUUUUUCAUAACCAUUUGGAAAAUAUAAAACAAAGAGAUUUUGCAAAGCAUGCUAUAAUACAAGAAACAAAAAAUGAACCAAUAAAUUAAAUACAUCAUA
Messenger RNA from Pygocentrus nattereri (red-bellied piranha), 1952 nucleotides. RefSeq names its product serpin peptidase inhibitor, clade A (alpha-1 antiproteinase, antitrypsin), member 10a (gene serpina10a). The transcript is spliced from 5 exons. Gene Ontology annotation, molecular function: serine-type endopeptidase inhibitor activity. Bases 156 to 1337 code for a protein of 393 amino acids. Lineage: Eukaryota; Metazoa; Chordata; Actinopteri; Characiformes; Serrasalmidae. The record is from RefSeq and is a predicted model, not a curated record. Gene Ontology annotation, biological process: negative regulation of endopeptidase activity; blood coagulation.